This is a messenger RNA of Dentiscutata heterogama, 171 nucleotides long. The record is from the annotation of a GenBank genome assembly. Lineage: Eukaryota; Fungi; Glomeromycota; Glomeromycetes; Diversisporales; Gigasporaceae.
GUAUCAGUCGCUUCCACUUUUCGUGUUAUACAUACUAACAGUGCAGAACCUACGCUUAAUGCUAUCCUGCCAAAACUGGUAUAUUCCACACCUAUUUCGCCGACAGCUAUUUCGUUGACAAAUAUGGCCCGAUUUAGGGUUAUGAUUGGCUUGCUUAAUAGUUGGCAUUAG